AGGGAGAGGGUAAGCCAGAAGCUGGUGCUCUGCGCCGAGAGGACACAAAGAAGCGGCUCCGCUGAUAACGGCGCAGGGCUUAGAGAAAGAGGGGUAAAAGAGUCUGCUGCGCUUCCCUCCCGCCUGAAUGGAAGCGCCGCGUUUGCAAAGCAGCACCCGCGGUUUCAUUACCCUGCCUGGAAAUCGCGGAGGAGAGGAGGUGGUGAAGAAGGCAAGCAGGCAGGCUUAGCGCUCAGUGAUUGCUCCGGGGAUUGAAAUGCUACUACUGUUGCUGAAGGGAAGAAGUUGCUUAGCAUCCCUGGCCCCGACCUCGCCGCUGCUGUAGCCGAAGGGGAGAGAUGCUGCAACAAGGCUCGGCGAUCGCGUACCCGGCUGCUCCCCUGCAAGCAGAAGGCUCCCAGGAGCGACAGCAGCCCUUGCAUCUGUGAAGAGAAGCGGAGGGCGAAGCCGAGAGACCCGAUCGAUUCUGGAUCCCUCUUUGGAUUCGACGACGACGCGCCGCCGCCAGCGGUUGGGGGCUGCUGGCGUGCUGGGAAAUCUGUGCCCGCCCCGGCUGGGAUCCGUGUAGCAGCAGCUUUUGCUUAGUGGAUGUGUAUGAAUGAGUUCUGCACCGAAUGGGCGCAAAAAGCGCCCCAGGUCCACGGGCUCUAUCUUCCAGAUCAGCAAAACGCCGCUGCACAGCAGGGCCGGUGAACGCAGAGGCAGCGCCUCGGAGGGCGCCCCCAAGACCCAGAGACUGGCCCUGGAUGACUGCAAGAUGCUUGUCCAGGAUUUCAACACCCAGGUGGCUCUGUACCGCGAGCUGGUCAUUUCCAUUGGGGACGUCUCGGUCAGUUGUCCAUCUUUACGUGCUGAAAUGCACAGAACUCGAAUCAAAGGGUGUGAGAUCGCCUGUCAGGCCCACCAAAAGCUAUCAGCAAUCUCUGGCCCAGAAGAUGGUGAGAUUCAUCCUGAAAUCUGUAGAUUAUAUAUCCAGUUGCAGUGUUGCUUAGAAAUGUAUACGACAGAGAUGCUAAAAUCCAUAUGCCUACUAGGAUCGCUUCAGCUUCAUCGGAAAGGGAUAGAAACUUGUUCAGCACCCAAGAUCAUAGACAGUAAAACAGAGGAGAGUUCAGAAGUUCCUAUUUUAGAAGACACAUCAUCUUCACCGACAAACAUCCAACAACAUUUAUGGCAGGUUUCCACGGAUAUUGAAAACACAGAGAGGGAUAUGAGAGAAAUGAAAAACCUUUUAAGCAAACUCAGGGAGACUAUGCCUUUGCCACUGAAAAAUCAAGAUGACAGCAGCCUUCUAAACUUGACCCCAACUCCUUAUCCAUUAGUGCGAAGACGGAAGCGGAGGUUCUUUGGACUGUGCUGUCUUGUCUCAAGCUAGAUGACCCAGUACAGAAGUGCACAGAUGACCACAGCCAAUACAAUUUGACCUUUAGCGGGAUAAACCUUAAUGCUCUAAGUGAUAGUGUGUGUUUUCUACACGACUAAUUAUUUCUUCCCUCCUUUUCAAGAGUUCUACAAUUUGUUGCUGACAAGAACCAAAUCAGGAAACCAAUUUAACAUUGAGAAUAUUUUUAAACUUUUUUUAAUGACAUACUGCAUGUUUACUUCAAACCAUUGUGAUUAGAUGAAAAUAUUAUACUUAUUAAAUAAAACAUGCAAUUUUUUAAAUUUAGUGUACAAACCUCCAGAACCAAUUGUGUACAGUACAAUAGUAUGACUGUAGCUCUUGCUAGUAUGAUGUUAAACUAUUUGAACAUAUUCUAUUAAGCAAUUUUAAUCCAUAGAAAACUAUUUAGAACAGCAAAACUGUGCUUAAGUUCUAAAAUGCUAAAAUAAACAGAGCCAAUAUCAUAAGAGAACCUGCACAAACUCUCCUAUUGCUUUUUAUGCUCUCAUUCAUAUUUAGUCUUCCACUCUAUAUCUCAACUGAUACAAGAUCUUCAUAAUACAGUAUAUUAAUUUCUGUUACGCAAGCAACAUAACAUUGAUAUGUUGAUUCUGUAAAUAUGAGAUAGUUAUAUCUACAUAUUGUACAAUGCAUAGAAAUAGCUAAUUUACUUUUUAAACUCCCCCCCCAAACAAAUGUAUCUAUUUCAACUUUGGGAAGAACGGAUGAAAAGUUUAAAAGGUGGUGUAGGAAACUAUAAAAUCUACAGAAGUAAAGCAGAUUAUCCCAUUUUGUCUUCAUUAAAGGUUGAAGCAUGGUGUCUGAACAUCAAUUUAGUGUUACUGCUUAUAGGGCAUGCCAGAAGUAGCUCUAACUGUAAAAUAUUAAACAUUUUACAUUGUUAAUAAAUAUUUUUUAGUUAAAACUAAAA
Molecule: messenger RNA, 2315 nt
Organism: Rhineura floridana
Lineage: Eukaryota; Metazoa; Chordata; Lepidosauria; Squamata; Rhineuridae
Gene: RGS7BP
Product: regulator of G protein signaling 7 binding protein
Exons: 6
Coding region: 599-1375 (258 amino acids)
Biological process (GO): G protein-coupled receptor signaling pathway
Cellular component (GO): postsynapse; neuron projection; nucleus
Source: RefSeq, a predicted model, not a curated record